Pichia membranifaciens NRRL Y-2026 is the source of this 1320-nucleotide messenger RNA. RefSeq lists its product as hypothetical. Lineage: Eukaryota; Fungi; Ascomycota; Pichiomycetes; Pichiales; Pichiaceae. Bases 396 to 1196 code for a protein of 266 amino acids. The record is from RefSeq and is a predicted model, not a curated record. The transcript has a single exon.
ACGAAACCAAAGCCUUGCUGCUUCCCGCUCACACGGUCCUUGGGCAGCCGCACGCUCUGCACGGGCGCAAACUGCACAAACAGCUCGUGCAGCAACGCUUCGUCAACCUGGCUGUCCAAGUUCCCCACAUACAACGUCGUGUCGGUGUCCAUGUUGUGCCUGCUGUGAUGAGUCCGGCUCUGGGAUCCGUCCACAGAGGCCCUCAAGCACCCCCGUGUGGCCAGCGGCCCAGAAAAGACAGAAGCCGGGCUUUCCCUUUUCGGCUCGCGUUUCGCUCAGGCCCGUCUCCACCAUAUGGCUCUGCCGUCUCGUAGCAUGAAUUGGGGGCUCAUGGCUCGUCAACACUUGAAGCCGCCGCCUUGCGCCUCAAGCUGUGGCCCUCCGCAUUGCCAGACAUGAGUCAGCGCAUACCGGACCUGCGCUCAUCCGUAGCCGCAUCUGAGGACACAGUCACGCUGCUUCAGAACAGGCUCUCCCUUGUGAACGCAAACUACACCCUUUCACAAUCGCAGUCGCAGUCGCAGUCACAGGCGUCGCAAUCGCAGCUGCAGAACCCAGAUGCAGAACGUGCACAGAAACUGCGAGUACUAGCUCUGCUGAGACAGCUGAAAACAGUCCCGCUCAAGUCGGUCUCCUCAAAGACCGUGCCGGCAUCGCUUGCGAACUGCCAGCUUCGAACACAAACUCGCCAGCUCUCAAACACGCUCUCCGCAGAUGUGGUUGCAUCCGACCUCUUCAUCUGUCGCUCUAUAGCAGCGAUGCUGGAAUCGCUUCUUGCCGCCCUGAACGCUUCCAUAGCUGACUUGCAAUCGCAGCCGUCCUUCAGACAGCAACCAGAUGAAAUCAAGGCGUCCAUUUUGUUGUCCAAGACCGACGCCCUAAAGGCACGGGCAAGGAAAUUGUCUUCCUAUAUCAAAGUCUUGGUGAACGACUAUCUUUUCGGUCUUGAGUUCAGUUUUCUUUUCAAAAAUCUCGACGAAGACUCGUUGAAAUCCCGUAAGCAAAAGUUCUUAAAGCUCCUCGAGGUGCUUUUGAACAACAACAUCUUACACCCAAAUUCCGAGCACCCCACUUGGGUCACUCUAAAUUCAAUGGAUGACCCUCUCGUGAGGUUCCUACUUCUCAAUCGGAUGAUCUUGGUCCACCCAACAAUACCCAACAAGAUAAAGCUCAAGGACUUAAGCGUGGAUUUGUAAUAUAUAUUAAGUGUAUGUGUAUAUGUAUAUGUAUUUGUUACUGUAUUUCUUUUCUUCUACCCUCCUACCACUUUCUGUGUGUAUUUGUAGAUGUUUUAUUUAUUCUUUAUAUGACCAAUUAUAC